UCCAAAAACUUGUAAGCAGACAGAGAAAUGGCGACUCUUUCAAUUCCACUCUCCCGAAACGGUUUGUCCCUCCGAAACUCCUCUCCCAAACGCCACGCUUUCCCCAUUCCAGAACUCCGCUCAUCUUUCAGAAUCAGUUGCUCUGCUAGAGAUGGUUCUGAAUCCAAGGGAAGUUUACUUCAAUUUAAGGAGCUUAGAGGUGCAGCUUGUGGCGUUCUUGCUGUUUGGGCUGUGACUGCUGCCUCACCUGUAAUUGCUGCCAACCAGAGGCUACCUCCAUUGUCAACAGAGCCCAAUCGGUGUGAAAAAGCAUUUGUUGGUAACACAAUAGGUCAGGCAAAUGGUGUUUAUGACAAGCCAAUUGAUCUCCGAUUCUGUGAUUACACAAAUGAGAAAUCCAACCUGAAGGGGAAGUCUCUUGCAGCAGCCCUAAUGUCAGAUGCUAAGUUUGAUGGUGCAGACAUGACAGACGUGGUGAUGUCAAAGGCAUAUGCUGCUGGAGCUAGCUUUAAGGGUGUAGAUUUCUCAAAUGCAGUUUUGGAUCGUGUUAAUUUCGAGAAAGCCAAUCUCCAAGGAGCUGUAUUUAGGAACACUGUAUUGUCUGGCUCCACCUUUAAUGAAGCUCAAUUGGAAGAUGCAGUUUUUGAGGACACCAUUAUUGGUUAUAUUGAUCUUCAAAAGAUUUGUAGAAAUACGACUAUAAAUGAUGAAGGAAGAGCUGUUCUGGGAUGUCGAUGACCUCAUCCAAUCUGAUUUUACCCACUUCUUCUUCAAUAGAAGGGUGUAAGCUGCUAUGUCGUCUCAAAGAUUUUUGUAAGGGGUAUCAAUUGAAAUAGUAGAUUUAAGAAGUUUCCAUUGAUUUUGACUUACAAAUUGAGGAGAAAGCUAUACAUGGUUCAUAUUGUAUUUCCUUUCAUUUAUCAUCUCCCAUUGAAAGGAAAGCUUGGUGGGCUACAAGCAUUUUGAUUGUGAUUC
Molecule: messenger RNA, 975 nt
Organism: Corylus avellana
Lineage: Eukaryota; Viridiplantae; Streptophyta; Magnoliopsida; Fagales; Betulaceae
Product: Tetratricopeptide repeat (TPR)-like superfamily protein
Source: RefSeq, a predicted model, not a curated record